Molecule: messenger RNA, 4055 nt
Organism: Ornithodoros turicata
Lineage: Eukaryota; Metazoa; Arthropoda; Arachnida; Ixodida; Argasidae
Gene: Dp
Product: transcription factor Dp-1-like
Exons: 11
Coding region: 409-1707 (432 amino acids)
Biological process (GO): regulation of transcription by RNA polymerase II; regulation of cell cycle
Cellular component (GO): nucleus; transcription regulator complex
Molecular function (GO): RNA polymerase II transcription regulatory region sequence-specific DNA binding; DNA-binding transcription factor activity, RNA polymerase II-specific
Source: RefSeq, a predicted model, not a curated record
AUCGUCCAAUACGUAGCUUCGUUGUCUCUACGCCGCCAAGCUCGUUUUAGAGAAUUUGCACCCCAAAGCUGGCUCUUGAAGUACAGAAAGGAAGCUUUUACUUUCAACGAAACUUUCGUUUAAAUGCUGCUUGUGAUUAACUUUUUAUAAUUAUUUUUUCACUUCAAGUUUUCUGUUAACCGUGAACUAAAAAUAAGCGUUUGAAAAGUGCAACCGUAGCGGUCGCCAUUUUGAUUGUGUAGGGAUGUAUUCGACUUUUUAAACUCGACUUGUGGAAACCGUGUGUCAAGCAUAACUGGUUUCCAAAGUCCAAAACUUCGUAGUUAUGUAACAGAUUGAGCAGGUGUAAGAACAGGCCCUCUAAAGGUACACCUACAUCUCCUUCGCCUGAUCUCAGCUUCCGCUGCCAUGUCGGGAUCGGGAAAUAAAGUUCAGUCCAUGGCGGGCAGUGCCGGAGUGAAACGUAUAAUUGGUUAUACCCCAGUGAAAAACAUGAAUACGCACAUCAUUACAACGGUUCCCAUCAUCACACCACCCAAGAUGUCUCCCCUAAAGCCGGAGCAUGCCAUUCUGCCGAAGACAGUGCCUUUGGGAAACUCUCCUGUGAUUCUUGGGACUCCGCAGAGGUCACUGUAUAGCAAUACAAAUGCCAGUCCCAAGACUCCGGUUCAGAACAUGGACCAGACAGUGCCGUGGUCCAAUAAAAAGCCACUGGACUAUGGAGAGGCGGAUUACCCGGAAAUGAAGCGACGUUGCAAAGGGGAGAAAGGAGGCAAGGGACUGCGACACUUCUCCAUGAAGGUUUGCGAGAAGGUCCAAAAGAAAGGGACUACAUCGUACAAUGAAGUGGCAGAUGAACUGGUAGCAGAGUUUGCCGCUGCUGAACCGAUGAGCCACCAUCAUCGCGGUGGCAGUGACCAGGCGUACGACCAGAAGAACAUUCGUCGGCGUGUCUACGACGCACUCAAUGUGCUUAUGGCAAUGAACAUUAUCUCCAAGGAGAAGAAGGAAAUACGCUGGUUAGGAUUGCCCACAAACUCUGCCCAAGAGUGCCAGAAUCUCGAGGUCGAGAAGCAGAGGAGGCUAGAAAGGAUAACUGUUAAGACGCAACAGCUUUAUGACCUCCUCCUUCAGCAAAUAGCAUACAAGAACCUGGUAGAACGAAAUAGGGCACUCGAGCAGCUGAAACAAACGCCACCGCCAGGAUCUACGAUUCCGCUGCCCUUCAUCAUCAUCAACACCAACAAGGAGACUGUCAUCGACUGUAGUAUUUCGAGCGAUAAGUCGGAGUACCUCUUCAACUUCGACAACACAUUUGAAAUUCACGAUGACAUUGAGGUUUUGAAACGCAUGGGAAUGGCUAUGGGACUAGACAAAGGUUCUUGUAGUCCCGAGGACCUUGAACGUGCCAAGAAAAUGGUGCCCAAGAGCCUCGAACAAUAUGUUCUCCAAAUGUCGCAGGGAGGAGCAGAUAUGACGCAGGGAAUAAAAGUGCUACAAUCAGAAAGGUCGAGCCAGCGCGCAGAUGGUGGACCUUCGGGCAACAGCACAAGCACUGCGCCUGCAGCACUAUCACGCCAGUCCAGUGUGGUGUCGUUCUCCGACGUCCACUCCAGGCCCGGGACAAGCACUCCCUCCGAGGAAGACGAAGAAGAUGAAGAGGAGGAUGACUUUUCGGACUCUGACUCCGAUUCUGCGGGCGACUGAACGGAGGGGUCCCCGUGGAAGGAGGGGCUAGUGCAUCGGUCUGUCGUUGCAUUACAGAGAGGGUGUCGAGAUGCUGGCAGGCAAAAAGUAGCUGGGGAAUGCAUGAAUUGUGCUCUAGUCUUCUGGGCCAUUACUACUCCAGCAAUUGUGAAGCUCAUGCCCUCGUUGCAAGUUUUCUGUCAAACUAUGCGCUGUGUGGUACUGCUCUUCAGGAUGAAGCAACGCGAAUUUCAUGGUGCCUCACUUGACGCGGAACAAUUUUGUUUGUUCAGCUAAAGUAAUUUGUCUUGGAGAGGUUUUUUUGGGGAUCGUCGUUUUUGCUAGACAUUAUUUAAAUGCUGGGGAUACGUCGUGUGCGACUUGUCAGUUUUAAGGUGGUUGUUGCAAAUCAAAAUGUCAGCAGCUGUAGCACUGAGCAGUGCUGUACGUUCUGGAGACGUUGAAUGAGACAUUGCUAGGCAAGCAUGCCACUGGCAGUUUGACCGCGCUGCUACAAUGUGCAAGAAGUACAGGAUUAUAUUGAAACGUAAGCCAUGUGCUGCUCGGUUGCAAUUUUGUGCCAUUAAGGUUGUGGACAUAAUUUUUAAAUUAAAUUGUUCCGAAAAGUCUCCUCCUUUUUUUGCACGUGCAGCAGUUAACCGUAAAAUUGCCAGGGUACGGGACACUAUGCGAAGCAUUGUGCCCCUUUUAUCCUGCUGCUGGUCAUCAGACCUGUUUAUGAUACGUGAAUCAUGCUGCUUCCUUUUCAGAUUAUUUAGAACUAUUUCUCGUGUACAGUGGUAUCCUACAUUUGAAGCUGUUCGCUUUCUGAGUGCUGACGAUACUAAAGGGCAGACUUGUUCUUAGGCUUCUGUUUUCUUAGUUUCCUUUUUCUUCGCUUAUGCCGAUAUACAUAGAAGAGGCGCUGGCUCGUGUUCUAUCACACGAAAGCCAUGGUUUGGUUUAGUUGUGGUGAAAGAGUGUAGAAACAUUGGGUAGCUGCAUUACGCUGCCUUUGCCGGUAGCAUCUACAUUUCGAGCAGACUUGCACGGGUCUCUGUGCUGCUAGAAUGUAUGCGACGUUCAAACGACGCCCUUUUCAGACGAGCACUUGAUGUCUGGUACUCUGUGUGACCCCCUUCUGUUGUACGUAUCUGUGUUUUUGAAAACUUGUAAAGUACUUUAGCAGUGCAUAGGACAAGCACAGCGGUCUGCAGUGCUUGUACCCGCUUUCAUCAUUUUCUCAAAUGCUUCCUUGUGUGGUACUUUGAGGUGUGUGCCUUAGAAACCCUAGAAUUGUGAAGCCCUUCUCUUCUUGCCUAUGAUGCCUACGGUUUGAUAUCUGGGAAAUGUGAGGCUAUACAGGCUUCUGUGUGCUUGAAGCCUGUGUGUGUGUGGGGGGGUGAACGUGGGUGCAACGGGACGUAGUUGCGAUCCACGGUAACGUCUGCGCAUCGUAACAGCUGCGUGUGAUGACGGUUUCACGUCACAAGCGUUGCCAGUGGGCAGGGUGUGUUACAAAAACGUGCACAGCACAUUGCUGCUAGCAUUUGUAUAUUGCAUAUUUUUUCAGCUGUGAUGUACAUAUGACUCAUGAGCUAACUACUUUUUUUUUGUUUAUGCUCCGUUUAGGUGUGAAAGGUACGAGGAGGUAAUUGAAUUAAAUUCAUUGUGUCACCGCAGUUUGUUCAAGGAGUUUUAAGCUGGGGCGAUGUAGUGGAGGUGGCGUGAAACAUGUGAAGCCAAACUUUGCCAUCUCUGCUGGUAGACCUUGAGAGGUGGGAUGAGGCACCCUUUUUGUAUUUCUCUACAGGGAGGAAGCCUAACUUAGGGAAACCUCAGUAUCACUCUUGCUGGAAAUUUGUGACAAGGUGACCUUGCAAAUGAAAUGCCUUUGUAGUGGAAGUGGCUGUUCAAGAGCCGUCCGCUGCAUUCCAAGCGGUCUGCUUGUACUUCUUCGUGUCUCAACGGGGAAACUACCAAUUGCAUCUGAUCUGGUCCCUGUGUGGCUGCGAAUGCUGGAAGUCUGUGCUGUUUUAGUUGUUGGCUAACACUGUUUAAAUGUUUCAUUAUGUACAUAUUUAAGCACCAUUUUUUACAUGACUGUGCGUGUCUUGGCAGUCGCUGGCCUACUUCAAAUGCUUCCGAGCAGGCUGGUGCUGUGUGUACAUGACUGGGCUCUCUGCUGGACUAGGUUUUUGCUUGGCCUUCCUUUUGAUAGCAGAAUGAAUUCUUGAUUGCAGUUUUGCACAAACAUACCUCUUGUAAAUACCUGCUGUCAUGUGUACCAUAUAUAUUUUAGUAGCUACAUUGUACAGGAUACUGUGCAUGUAUGCACACACAAACAAAUAUAAAGAGUGGUACUAAGA